UUUGAUUUCACACUACAACGCCCCAUAACCAGAUCCAUAACAGGGGACCAUAACAACUUGGUAUCAGAGACGAAUGUUAUGGGAGAUCAAAUUCAACAUCAACUGGCACAAUUGGUGAACUUAUUUCAAGAAGAACGUGCAGCCAAUAUAGCGAGACAGGAAGCAAUGAAUGCUCGUUUAGAUGCACUCACAAAGGAUCUAGCGAAUUUGAAGGUUGAUUCUGAAUCAACUGAUCAUACCAGUCAGAAUUGGGGCUGGAAGGGUAAAAGUGGAGUGGCAGAAGGGUCAAAAUCAGAUGCAGGAGGAAGUUCCUUCAUUCCUAGGUAUACAAAGUUGGAUUUUCCACGGUUUACUGGCCAAGGGGACCCUUUGGGAUGGUUGAACAGAUGUGAUCACUUUUUUCGACAUCAACAGACUCCAGAUGAAGAAAAAGUUAGUCUUGCUUCUUUUCAUUUAAUUUAG
This is a messenger RNA of Solanum stenotomum, 462 nucleotides long. RefSeq lists its product as uncharacterized. Bases 79 to 462 code for a protein of 127 amino acids. The transcript has a single exon. The record is from RefSeq and is a predicted model, not a curated record. NCBI's taxonomy places the organism in Eukaryota, Viridiplantae, Streptophyta, Magnoliopsida, Solanales, Solanaceae.